Messenger RNA from Pieris brassicae (large cabbage white), 3774 nucleotides. RefSeq names its product coiled-coil domain-containing protein 1-like. The record is from RefSeq and is a predicted model, not a curated record. The coding region runs from base 86 to 3616 and encodes 1176 amino acids. Lineage: Eukaryota; Metazoa; Arthropoda; Insecta; Lepidoptera; Pieridae. The transcript has 12 exons.
AUUUAAAAUUUUGUUUAUAGAAUUUUUCAAUUCCUGUAUUAAUACUUAUUAUUUUAGCCAAUAAUCCAAACGGUUUUUAAUAAAAAUGAUGAUAACAAUCCAUGGUCUGCCAACAAACACCAAAUAUCAAGAUCUUAGAGUAAUAAUUAAACAAGAAUGUAAAAUAACGGACUUUAUUUUGGAUAAUUUGCUACCUGAAGGAAAUGGUUUGCAGAAAGUUCGUGUUGGUUUAGCAAAUGAUAAUGAGGGUAACCAGGUCAUGAAAUAUUUGAAUGGUUACUGCUUUUCAGGGCAUAUUUUGCGAGUGACGACUGUUGGUAAAUCAGGGGUAAGUGAGAUUAAAAGCCAGCAACUCAAUAAUUUUCCCACUGACCAGACAAGAGUGAAUUCCUGGAACAAUGAAUUAACAUGGAAUAUGCAACAACAGCAACUUAAUCAACAUAUUUACCACCCAAUAAAUAGUUAUCCUGUAACAAGCCAGUAUGAUCAAAGAACAUCAGUUUAUAAUAGAAUUGGCCCACCUUCUCAAGAUUUUUUAAUUGCACAGAAUAAUGCUCCUCAACAAAUAGUGGCUGUUAAUCAGCCUGUAAUGAACCGGUAUGAUCAGAGAACAUCAAUUUAUGAUAGAGUUGGCCCACCUUGUCAAGACUUUUCGAUUGCACAGAAAAGUGCUCCUCCACAAAUGGUGGCUCCGACAAUGACUUCCGAACAAGAUCAAGUGCAGUGGUCUGAAAAUAUUGGGACUUAUCAAAAUAAUAUUCCUUUUUACCAACAACAGUCCUUCAAAAGUCGGAAGGCCUUUGCACUUGAUGCUUGCGCAUCUGGAAAUCAAGGUAGAAGAGGAGACAUUCAACAUCAGAACAUUUCUUACCCGGAAAAGAUAACUCAAGCUGUAUCUUUUGAAAAGGACGAGUAUAAUUGUAACCCACACUUGAAAACUUCUUAUAGUAGUAACCAAGAUGGCCGCGUAAACCGUGAUGCUAGUGGAAAUAGAGAUGAUUAUCGUAAUCGAGGAGGACAUAGUAAUGGUAAAAGAAGUCGCAAUGAACAGCAUCAUGCCCUAGUAGAUCGUGAUCGUAGGGUAAAUCCUGAUCGCUCUGGUAAUGCAAAUCGUGAUCGCCACGAAAAUCGUGUUUGCGAUGCGAAUCGUGAUCGCGACGGAAAUCGUGAUCACGACGGAAAUCGUGAUCGCGAUAGAAAUCGUGAUCGCAAUGCAAAUCGGGAUCGCGAUAGAAAUCGUGAUCGCGACGUAAAUCGUGAUCGCGACGUAAAUCGUGAUCGCGACGGAAAUCGGGAUCGGGACAGAAAUCGUGAUCGCGACGGAAAUUAUGGUCGCGACGGAAAUUGGGUUCGGGACAGAAAUCGUGAUCGUGACGGAAAUUAUGAUCGAGAUGGAAAUCGUCAUCGCGACGGAUAUCGUGAUCGUUGUGAAAAUCGUGAUCGCGAUGCAAAUCGUGAACAUCAUGAUCAUAAUACAAUUCGUAAUAAAAAUCGGGAUCAAGAUACACGUCCCACUUUUAGUUGCCACGAUUCAGCUCGUAAUCGCAACUAUGUUAAAGCAGAUACCGAAAACUUACGUGAAUCUCGAUGGGAUACUCACGUACGCAAUCAACGAGAGUGGGAGUCUAGUAACAAAAUCGUGCCUGAUCAAUUAAUAGUUUCGGUAAAAAAUGAACAAUUUAUAAAUUCCUCGUCAAUGAAAGAGGAAUUUAAAAACAAUCAACAGAUCUUCAAACGCUCAAACUCAAGUAACAACUUGAAUGCAUCUUUGCAGCGUGCAUCAGGUACUUUUGGUCAUAUACGCAACAGUCAAAUGAAUAACCAAGAUAGAAAGACUAACCAGCCACGUAAAUCCUACCAAAAUAACACUUUGAAACGGAAACAAGAUCAUAAAGAGGAAAAUCUUAUAGCACGAUCAUCAACGGAAGUGCCUUAUAAAAAAUUUAAACCGAAUUCAACAGUUUCUACAAAAAUGACCGCUGCAUCAGAUUUGCCUAAGAAACUUAACAGACAUACCACUUGGGUACAACAAGUGUCGUCAAGCGUGGCAAAGCAAGUAUUGGAGUCUGCAGGGAAAUCUCCCAAAGACCAUCGCGUCAUUUUGAUUGAACUGAAAAAAUGUAUCCAGAAUCGUAUUAAUAUGGUAUAUGGCAAUAAGUUGGCGAAUACAAUGGAUGAGAUAAUAACUGAAUACAACAAAAAUUUCAAGCCUGAUCAAAAUCAUGAGCUUUAUGAAGCCAUUCGAGAGAUAUCAGAGAGUAAAACACAAUUCGAAAAUCCAUCAUUCGACAGUGUGAAGUCUGACGCUGCGACUAUGGUAGCUCCUCAUGCCCAGACUCCAAACAUGUCUCCAAAGGUACCCGAAACUGUGUCUACCUGCCAGAGUUUUGUGCCAACUAAGACCCCGUAUAGCAGCAAACCAGUGACACAAAAUAAGAAAACGCCGUCAGCAGACGUGAACCUACUGUCAAAAACACCGAUACGGAUCGUAGCUGAUAUUAAACUACCGAAGUACCCUUUUCAUGAUAAGAGCUUUUUUAAACAACAAAAGCAGGCCGAGAAACUUGGUGUGAUGUUGGAUUUGUCUGACCCAUAUAAAUCAAUAGUCAAGGAACAUACGAACGAGAUAGAGAAUAUGGCAACUGAAUGUUGUAAGGAAGUUGACAAAGAACUAGGUGCUUCUAACAGUCAAUUUUGGCAGGGUGCUGUAACCGAAAUUAAAAAGCUCUUAAGGAUGCACUUGACCAACCGUAUACUUAACGUUAGAAGGAAUCUAGGAGUGCGUAUAUUCUUCAAGCCGACAAAACCGAAACGCGAACCUUUACAGGCUUUCUUGAAGAAGUAUGACGUUAUUAGUAUGAAGAAUCCGGAACGCAAGAAAAUGCUUGUUGUUCAAUGUGGUACUUACAAAGGAUUCGACAAUUUAUGCAGAAAAAAAGAGACAAAAAUUGGUGACAUAAGACUCACUUUUAAACCCUUACACUUGGCUGGAUAUCCGAAGAAAUCUCCGUUAAAGAAUGGUGAAAUGAUCGUCGAUCAAUCCGAAUUAGAGUCUGAUGAUGAUAAUGAAAAACUCAAUAAAGAUAUAGCUGAGUAUCAACAGGAUAUCUUAAAUGACACCGACGUUGUUAUGCUAGACAUUGACGAGGAAAUUAUCGAUGUAGAUAAAAUCCAAUCUACGGAUAUUAAAACGUGCAGCCAAAACUCAGGUCAUAAUAAGAUAAUCGAAACCAUCGAAGAUAAAAGAGAGGAAAAUAAUUCCAACUUGGUUGAAGCUGUUAAUAUAGAAAAGUAUGGAAAUGAUAAAGAAAAGAGUGAACAAUUGGAAACCAUGGAAAAUGGAACCAAUAAUUGUGAUCAAAGUAAGGAUGAUACUAAUACAGAAUUUGAAAAGGAUGACGUAAUAAUUAAUUAUCAAAAUGUUAGUACAGGAGUCGUAAUUAGGGAUGGGGAAACAAAACAAGAUAAAUAUACUCUUACUGAUACAAUUGUUGAAAACAUUGAAGAAACACAAGAUUCACCACCCUUAAUAGAGGAUGUGGAUAAUGAAGAAGUUAGGGACACUGAAGAUGGUAUAGUUGAUGACAUAGAUGAAGAUGAUUUGGAAGAUUUUUAAAUUAUAUUCCAAAGUGCAACGACUUUGUGAAAAUAAAACAUUCUUUGUAUACAUAAGUAAUAUACGUGUCUAUGAGUAUCAAGUAAGAUUGUAAAGUUUUUAUGUUUUUCUAUUGUUAGCCUAUUUAAGCUAAUAAAGAGUUAUAGUGUAACAUAAAA